Nerophis lumbriciformis (worm pipefish) is the source of this 3345-nucleotide messenger RNA. NCBI's taxonomy places the organism in Eukaryota, Metazoa, Chordata, Actinopteri, Syngnathiformes, Syngnathidae. The record is from RefSeq and is a predicted model, not a curated record.
AUGACGUGGUUCGUCCGGGUCGUUGACUACCACAGCAGCAGGAUGGCCGACCAGAGCAGGCAAAUAAAACUCGCCGCAGCCAAGAAAAAGCUCAAGGAGUUCCAGCAGAAGAGCUCUCCAACCAAUAUUGGAGAAGAAAAAGGCGGAGUUGGAGGAGGAGUUUUAGGCGGCUCAGGAGCCAAGAAGAAAAGGAAAGUGAAGGAACCCAAGUAUGAUGCACCGUCGAGUGACAGAAACUCUCCAGACAAUUUUGACAAUAUUCUCAAAGCACUUAGUCAAAGCAAUGGAGUAGUCCUGCCUGCGUAUGGCAAAAGUCAGGCCAUAGCUGACAUGGAAAGCAUCGGUUCUUCGGGCCCACCGCUAACGAACGAGCUCGACCGGCACUCACCUCUGUCUAACUCUACUAGCACUAAUACUACUACUAACCUCCAGAAUGCCAGCCACCAAACUGACAUGCUGCAGGACUACCCUGACACCAAUGGGAAUGAAAGUUUAACGGAGGAAAAUCGACAACUGUCUUCCACAGAGAGUCUGCGACAGCUCUCGCAGCAACUCAACGGCCUGGUCUCUGAAUCAUCAGCUGUACACGUGAAUGGCGACAGUGCCUCACCUGUCGGCGAGAGAGAAUUGGAUAGUCGGAACCAGGAGCUGUCUGCUGCCCUGGAGUCCAGCAACUUAACAAACUCUCAGCUCAAUACCAAGCUUGAUCAGCUGGCACAGCAAUCUCAGGAGCUCAACGAUCAGCUGCAAAAGGAGCGAAAGGAAUUUGAGCAAAAGUUUUCCAAAGAGCAGGGAGCCAUGCGGGAACAAUUACAGGUUCACAUUCAAACCAUUGGAAUACUGGUGUCGGAAAAAUCAGAGCUACAGACCGCAUUACAAUACACACAACAGGCUGCCCGCCAGAAAGCAGUGGAAGCAGAGGAGUUGAAUAGUCGACUGCAGACAACAAAGCAGAGAGUGUCAGAGCUGGAGAGAACGCUGUCAUCUGUAUCGACACAACAGAAACAGUUUGAAAAGCACAACAAAGACUUAGAAAAAGAGAGAGAUGCCAUGAGACUAGAGUUAUUUAGACAAAAUAAUUUAAACGAUGAGUCCAAACAGCAGAGCUCGGAGCUUUCAGAGCAGCUACGGCAGAGAGCACAAGAGACAACAUCGUUAAGGCUGGAGGUGGAGGAUCUCCGCAAGAGACUUGAGAUUGCUGACCUCAUGUUGCAGCAAUGCUCUACCCAGUCGGAUCCCAGUAGUUCCAGUCAACAGAUCCAGUUGCUGCUGGAGGAAAAGCAGCAGAUGGAAGUGCACAACCACCAGCUGAUGGAGUCGGUUGCUCAGCUAAAGACAGAGAGAGACUGCUACGCAGAGCAGAUCCAGGAGGGAGGCCGCGUUUGGAAGGACAAAACGGAGCAGCUGCUAACACAAGUGUCACUGGUUGCAGAGGAGAGGGACAGAAACAUUGAAAAAGUCCAACAACUUGAAGCUACAAUCUCAGAGCUAAGAAAUGCUGCAGCUUUACUGUCCCAAGAGAGAGAAAAUCAGAGUGCUGCAGAAGCUCUGUCCUCAGGCCCGUCAGAGAAUGAAUUAGCUUUACAGGAAGCACUCAAAACUCUGGAACAGGAAAAAGAUUCCCUUGAAGCGCAGUAUCAGUCCCAACUGUGCGACAAUGAGCAGCUGAGUCGACUAUGCUCGGAGCAAGAGUCACGUCUGUUGGAUCUGGAGCAGCAGGCGCAUAGUCAGGCCCAGGAGGCUGAGGACCGUCGUCGCAUGCUAGAAGAUGUUCAAUCGGACAAAGCGACCAUCAGUCGCGCUCUAACGCAGAACCGAACGUUGAAGGACCAGCUUGCUGAGCUGCAGAACGGCUUUGUUCAACUGACAAAUGAGAACAUGGAGCUGACCAACGCCAUUCAGUCAGAGCAACAUGUUAAAAAAGAGCUGGCGCGUAGGAUGGGAGAGCUUCAAGAGCAGCUGCACAAUGUCAAAGAGCAGCUGGAAGAGAAAUAUAAGGAAGCUCAAGGGCUAGCUGAGCAGAGGGACCAGGUGGCAGCCCACCUGCAGCAGUACAGCGCCGCAUACCAGGCGCUGGCCUCCGAGAGGGAGCAGCUCCAUCAGCAGUAUUUCACACAGAGCCAGCUCAUGGACCGACUGCAGCAUGACGAAUCCCAGGGCCGUGCUCGGCUGGAAGUCAGCCAAAACGAAUUGAAGCGAGCACAGGAGCACAUGAAUCAUUUGGUAAAAGAUAACAAGCAGUUAAAGGCUGAGGUGAGAGAGCUGCUCAACAGUUCAGAUCUUGCCAUGACUACUAGAGAUGAAGGAGAUGGAGUGGAGAAUCAGUUGCUUCAACAGAAUAUGACAGAGUCCUCCUCCAUUGUCAUCCCGCAAGACUUUGAGAGUGAGAAAGAAAUGGAAGAGUUCAUCCGUUCCACGUUGACUCGAUUGGAGGCGGAGCGGGAUGAGGCCUGGAGGCAAUUGAAGGAGGAGCGCCGACUCCAUGCGGCUGCGAAACACCAGGCCGCUGUUGCACUCAGCCUCCGGCACGACGAGCACCACCAUGAUCAUCACCAUGAUCACCAUCAUGACCACCACCAUGACCACCACCAUGAGCAUGAAGAUACUCAGGGCCAACAUAGUCACUGUGAACACCAUCACCAACAUUCAGAAGGGGGCAGCGUACCGCUGGAAGUUCAUCAGGCUUUACAGACAGCGAUGGAGAAGCUCCAGCAGCGGUUCACGUCGCUCAUGCAGGAAAAGGUCGACCUGAAGGAGCGCGUGGAAGAGCUGGAGCAUCGUUGCAUCCAGCUGUCCGGCGAAACGGACACAAUUGGAGAGUACAUUGCGCUGUACCAGAGCCAGAGGGCCAUCAUGAAGCAGAAACACCAAGAGAAGGAGCAGUACAUCAGCAUGCUGGCUCAGGACAAAGAGGAGAUGAAGGCUAAACUAGAAGAACUGCAGGACCUCGUCAUGAGGCUGGUGGCCGAGCGGAAUGACUGGUACAGUAGGUACGCUGGCGCCGUAGGCAGCGCCGCCUCCUCUGAUCCUGACCUUCUUCCCGCCGGCGAGGACCGCCAAGCACAAGCCGAAGACUGCAGCGGACUUGAAGCAAUGGAGAUCAUCCCCCUUUCCGAGCCCAUCGCCCAUCAGGAGGCUCCCGCACCUGGAGCCCGUCCCCCCACUGAUUCCGAGCCUUCACCUCCGGCGUUGCCAGAGUCAGAUGGCACGGCACGACAGAUCAUGCAGCUGCUGCAAGAGAUCCGCAACCCGCCGCGGGCUCCCCCCUUCAUGGCUGACAACCCGUGCGUCCCCUUCUUCUACCGCCCUGACGAGCGGGACGAGGUGAAGAUCCUGGUCGUGUGA